CCGUCAAGUCCUCGCCUGGCUGUGGCUGGCCUGGAGGGGGUGGCUGCUGCUGAAAGUACUCGGGAUUCAUAUUCGGGUCUGCCAUCAUCGGCAUGCCAGGCUGCCCGGGGGUCGCCAUAUCGCCUCACUUCACAAGGUAUGGGUGGAUGGUGUUGGGAAGGGUGGCAGACGCGAACGGGCGACAGCGGGGGUGUGCUGGACGUUGGGAAAAAGGUCGAGAAGGUCAAGCCGGGCUGGCGCCGCCAGGCGACUGCUUAUGUCAGCCGCCCGUGCGACUUUCCUGAUCGUGCGCACGGGCCAUGUUCAUUGGGGGCGACGACGGCGACGACGAGCAAGACGAUGCGGGCGACGGCGAGCGCGACGAUCGUGUAUUGCAAAGAGGUGGUCUGUUUGGGUACGUUGUGGCCGGCCUGGACGACGAAGCCAAAUUGCCGCAGACAGCGAAAAACAACUUCGUCAAAACGUCCGCAAACUUGUAAACAAAGGACGUCGCUUUCACGGUACCCCAGCGUUGGACGCUUGUCGCUGCACAACCUCGACGUCGUCGUCGCCGAGGACGUGUGCUCCGGCGACAUAGUGGACGCCCUCCUUUCCCAGCCCUCUUCUCAUGAUCUCUUCCUUGUAGCCGGCUUUCCCCCAUCGACGUUCUUCUUCAGUUGCUGUGCUUCUGCCCCUCACGUUGCCAGACAUGCUCCCCUGCUCGAACAUAGACCCAGGAGAACUCAAGACUGGAUCCACUGCUCUCGGUGACGCGAGACGCUGUCCUGUACUUCGAAAGGUUGGUUAUGGUAUGGCCCCUUCCCCUCGAUUCAU
Molecule: messenger RNA, 813 nt
Organism: Schizophyllum commune H4-8
Lineage: Eukaryota; Fungi; Basidiomycota; Agaricomycetes; Agaricales; Schizophyllaceae
Exons: 2
Coding region: 139-750 (203 amino acids)
Source: RefSeq, a predicted model, not a curated record